Striga hermonthica is the source of this 1326-nucleotide messenger RNA. NCBI's taxonomy places the organism in Eukaryota, Viridiplantae, Streptophyta, Magnoliopsida, Lamiales, Orobanchaceae. The record is from the annotation of a GenBank genome assembly.
AUGACUUUCCCAUGGCGCCGGAGGAGAGCAAAGACCAACGAGUCCCGGCCGGUAGCCGACCGAGACAUCGGCGGCAUGGAGCUCACGACAAUCCCGGUCCACUUCUUGUGCCCUAUCUCUCUCGAUCUGAUGCGCGACCCGGUGACACUACCCACCGGGAUCACUUAUGACCGUGAAUCCAUCGAGAAGUGGCUCGACUCCGGCAACAGGACGUGCCCCGUCACAAACCGACUCCUCCCCGGAAGCCUCGAGCCCGUCCCGAACCACUCCAUCCGGAAAAUGAUCCAGGACUGGUGCGUCCAGAACCGGUCCCGGGGAAUCGAGCGGAUCCCUACCCCGCGUGUUCCGGUCGCCCCCCGCGAGGUCUUCGAGAUCUGCUCGGCUAUAGACGAGUCCGUGAGCUGCGGGGACGCGGUUAAGUGCCGGGAAUUGGUCGGCAGGAUCAAGAAUCUCGCGAGGGAUAGCGAACGGAACAGGCAUUGUAUGAUGGCGAACGGGGCGGGGCCCACGUUGGCCCGCUCGUUCGAGUCGUUUGCCCGUUUUCCGAUCGAAGGCGAAAACAACCUGGAAUUGCUGAAAGAGAUCCUGUCGGUGCUGACGUGGAUGUCGUCCUCGCUCGGUGAGGAUGGUGCCUCGAGGCUGAAGUCGAUCGUCUCCCUACGUUGCAUGGCGCGGUUUUUGAAAAAUGAGGACGACCUCUCGUCGAGGCAGAACGCGAUAUGCGUCUUGAGAGAAUUGAUAGAUUUGGAUGGGGAUGUUGUCGGCAUCCUAGUUAAGGGAAUAGAAGAAGCCGUUUUUCGAAUCGUGAAAGUCCCGAUUGGGUCUCGGGCGACCAAGGCGGGCUUGGUGGUCAUCCACCGCAUGAUGACGUGGGUGGUGACAUCAUCGUCGAAGUUCAUCCGCAUGGGACUAAUACCUUCGGUUCUCGAGAUAAUAGUCGACGGGGACAAGAGCGCGUGCGAGAAGGCCCUGGGAGUUCUCGAUAGCGCGUUCGGUACUAAAGAAGGGAGAGAGAUAGCCUACGAGAACGCGCUCGUGAUCCCGUUGCUCGUCAAGAAGAUUCUGCGGGUUUCGGAGGUGGCGACGGGGUUUUGCGUGUCGAGCCUCUGGAAGCUGCUGUGUUUGGGGGAGGUGAAGGAGAGGGGGGUGGUGGAGGCUGCUGAGCAUGGGGGAUUCCAGAAGCUUCUGCUUGUGCUGCAGAUGGGGAGCAGUGGGGACAAGGAGAAGGUAACGGAGCUUCUGAAGGCGAUGAACGCGUGUCGGGGGAAGGUGGAUUGUUUUGAUUCGUCCUUGGGGUUUAGGUAUGUCAAGAGGUCGUUGGACUGA